Messenger RNA from Erpetoichthys calabaricus (reedfish), 3412 nucleotides. It is a transcript of the gene atg4da, whose product is annotated as autophagy related 4D, cysteine peptidase a. The transcript has 11 exons. The record is from RefSeq and is a predicted model, not a curated record. The coding region runs from base 447 to 1985 and encodes 512 amino acids. Gene Ontology annotation, molecular function: protein-phosphatidylethanolamide deconjugating activity. NCBI's taxonomy places the organism in Eukaryota, Metazoa, Chordata, Cladistia, Polypteriformes, Polypteridae.
GGGUUUCUGUCGCGAGGUUUUGAAAAAUUAAUUUUUUUCGCUAGGGUGGUAUUUUGUUAACUAAAGUUUGCGGUAGCCUGUUAAGUCUGGUUUCCCUUAACAACGGAUACAACGUACUUUGGUUUAUUAUAAAGACAUUUUAUAAAAAGUAACUUUGUUUUUCUCGUGGCUCACGCCUGGCUAUAAUUUCCGGGCUCGAGACCAGGAAGUGCUUAUGGCGGCGGUCCACCAUAUUAACUUCUGAACAGAACACAGUCACAAAACGAGCACAAGUAACACUAUCGAGGGGUGUUUUGGAAAUAUGGGCUGACGGGCUUGUUGGAGGCUUUAAGUCAAGUGGAUCUUGCUUUAUUUGUUUUUUUGAAAGUUUCGCCAGGAGUUGUAAAUGCACUUGAGAAGGUUGUUGUUGGCAGUGAAAUGUGUAGCUCGGUUAAAAAAGAUUUUCCAUGCAUCCUGCUGUGUCCUGUGACCGAAGAACAAUGAACUCUGUGUCACCCAGUUCGGCACAGUACCGAGGCAUGGCACCCGAUGAGGUCCUGCCUGCAGAUUACAGCAAAAAACACCUGAUUGGACAGAGUCCGAGUCCCAGAGAUGUCAAGAGCCACUUUGCCCACCUUACUGAGGCUGGGAGGUCUAGUGAGCCAGAUGAAGUAGACAAGAUUAAAGCCAAGUUUAUGUCUGCCUGGAAUAAUGUCAAAUAUGGCUGGACAGUGAAAACCAAGACCAAUUUUAACAAAACCUCACCUUUGACGCUUCUGGGCCGAACGUACAUCUUGGAUAAUGAAGAUGCUAUUGAUCAGUUUCGCAAAAAUUUCAUCUCCCUUAUCUGGCUGACAUAUCGACGUGAAUUCCAGCCGCUAGAGGGCUCUGUGUGGACGACCGACUGUGGCUGGGGCUGCAUGCUACGUAGUGGACAGAUGUUGCUUGCUCAAGGUCUGCUUGCUCACCUACUUCCUUCAGGGUGGACGUGGCCGGAUGCCUUGCAGCUUACUGAUGUUGAAAUGGAGGCACUAAAGCCCCAGUCCCCAUCCCCAUCCAGCCCCGUGCUGGGUGUCCCACAUAUAUUCACAUUGCAUUCCUCUAGAGACCAGAGCAGAUUGGAUGGUGUACGACUUCAUGGCUCUCCUUUGCAUGCUCGGUCAAGGGGGCAAAGCUGGGACCCUGAAGCUGAUCACAUGCACCGCCGAGUAAUUGCGUGGUUUGGUGAUCAUCCAAAUGCCCCAUUCAGUGUGCACAAGCUAGUGGAAUAUGGCAAGAGCUCAGGAAAGAAGGCUGGAGAUUGGUAUGGUCCCUCCAUUGUAGCACAUAUUAUCCGUAAAGCCGUAUCACAAGCUUCAGAGCUUUCCAACUUGGUGGUCUAUGUGGCACAAGACUGUACAGUGUAUAAAGGAGAUGUGGAGAGACUUUGCGAGUCAAACACAACGGGCAGCUCCUAUAAACACAGUGCUGAUGGGAAGUCUGUCAUCAUCCUUGUUCCUGUUCGCCUUGGAGGAGAAAUGCUGAAUCCGAUCUACAAGGAAUGUGUGAAGGACAUCCUUCGCUUAGAUUGCUGCAUCGGCAUAAUUGGUGGAAGACCGAAGCACUCCCUCUACUUUAUUGGGUUUCAAGACGAUCACUUACUGUAUCUGGACCCUCACUACUGCCAGGCUGUGGUGGACAUUACAAAGAACAAUUUCCCCCUUGAGUCAUUUCACUGUAGUUCCCCACGGAAAGUUUCCUUCUCUCGCAUGGAUCCCAGCUGCACUAUUGGAUUCUAUGCCAAGGACAAGAAGGACUUUGAAUCUCUCUGUGCUAAAGUGACCACAGCCUUGACUUCAUGCUCAAAGGAGAAAUACCCAAUCUUCACGUUUGCGGAAGGCUAUGGACAGGAUUAUGGCGUCGAUGACCUCUGUACUUCUUCACCUGACCAAGCAAGUGUCGCACCUGCACCUAGCAGGCCAAGGAUGGCAAAACGGGCCAGCGCUGAUGACUUUGUCUUUUUGUGAGGCAUAUCCCAGGGUGUAAAAAAAACUGCAAAUUUUAAAACUUUUUUUAUAUGUAGUUUUGUGAAAACGUUUAUCUAUCUACUAACUUUGCCACCUUGGGUGUUUUUCAAUCAAAAUGGAGCUUUCUUUAGAUUGAGGGUUUUAAGAAAAGCUUGACUUGAUUUUCUCAGGGCUGUGGUCAGUCCCCUACCCCCAAGGUGGUCCUUUUUCUAAUGAUGUUUGCAUCCAUGUUGCUGUUCAGGUCCAGGCCAGUUUUGCACUUCGUCCUCCUCCUCUUAAAUCCCAUGACUGCCCCUGAGCACAUGGGCGCUUGGCAUAUCCACAGUUACAAGGCAUCUCCCGAGUAAUGGCGAGGAUGGACAGCAACAUGGAGGUCACGAAGGUGAACCAAAUGUGAGGCCAUCUUCGUCAUUCAGGUGGGUUGUGACCUGACAGCAGAGAGCUUUCAUGGGUCUUUUAUAAAGAACCUAAUGAUGAUUUUUAUUUUCUGCACACUUGCAUUGUUUGCCUUCAUUUUUGAUUCGAUUCUGUCAAUGACUACUGCACUUACUGACCGACUGACUGACUGACCCCACAACUGCUCUGGAAAUGCACCUUUUGUAAUUUGGUGGGCUUAAGGGUUCAGUCUGAACAAGUUACUUCCCGGCUGCCUCUGCAUUUAAGGUCAUCAUGUUGCGUGAACUGCUACUGACACUACUAACUCGGUUAGCCCCUCUACAUCCACACCCAGACUUGGCAGAGGUGUGUGGAAAGUCUCUCUGGUCCACGGUAGACUGGUUGGCUCCCACUGUCCGGCAGGGCAUUCCUGGCCUAUGUGUUGUACGUGUGUUGGAUUUCUUGACUUGUGUUGCUUUUCACUGAGAAGUCGGGGAUUUGGCCGUGGUGGGCUGUGACCAGUUAAAGAUGUGCUUUGUGUGUCAGCAGUCGGAUGUCUGAAUAUCCCGAUUUUUUUUAUUUAAUUUUUUUUUUUUUUAAUACUUGCAGUGAUGGCGCAUCUCCAAGACUUGAGUGUUUAUUAUUUUUUUAAGAGUAUUUUGCUGUAUAAUUUAGAUGUUUCUAUAUAAGGUGCCAUGGAGUACUUGAACCGCAGCUCUGCUCAUUUGGGGCCGAUCACCCGGGGAAAAAAAGCCUCCGACACUAAGUGGUCACCAACCUCCUCGGUUUCCUUUUGUUUCGUAAGGCUGACGCCGGCGUGCUUCACUCUUCAUUAUGUACUGUAUGCUGGGUAAAUCUGACCGUGUGUGUGUGUGUUUGGAUCAAGUGAACAUCGGCCAUUAUCUUCUGUUCAGUUUCACAUUUGCUUCGUUUCUAGGGGGUUUAGUAAAGAGUUUCUCUAUAUUUAUAAGUACAGGAAUGUAAUGAGAUGACGACACAUGGAAACUGCAGGUUUUGAUUUCUAAACAUUUUUAAUAAAAUUCUUAAAUUUG